Molecule: messenger RNA, 3893 nt
Organism: Mytilus californianus (California mussel)
Lineage: Eukaryota; Metazoa; Mollusca; Bivalvia; Mytilida; Mytilidae
Product: neuroendocrine convertase 2-like
Exons: 13
Coding region: 261-2219 (652 amino acids)
Biological process (GO): protein processing
Cellular component (GO): Golgi membrane; trans-Golgi network
Molecular function (GO): serine-type endopeptidase activity
Source: RefSeq, a predicted model, not a curated record
UUUAUCAGAAACUGAUGAGAUGAGCACACAACCAGAAAAUGCUUCUGUGACGUAGAUAGGAAUCACGUGAUCCAAUCCUCCAUAUUCUCUAUUUAUUCCACAAAUGGUUAUCUAAACAAGGAAUCGUGUUUAUCAUAUGUUAAAACGGACUAAAUUUUCAUUUCUUUUAUUUGAUCUUUGAAUACACAAAUAAGACAGAAACAUAUAAGUGUUUGGAAUAAAAAAAAAAAAAAUAUAUAACGGUUAAGGGACGACUUGAAAUGGUAAAUCUUGGAAAAUGGACAUCACUUAUUGUAUCAAUUGUUAUCAACAUAUAUCUAUCAUGUGGAACUGAAGUACUUACAAACCACUGGCUUGUGGAGUUAGAAGGAGAGGGUGGUAUCGAUGCCGCUAAAGCAGUGGCCAAAAGAACAGGAUUCAAUUAUGUAUCUCCGUUGCUGGGUUCUCAAAGAGAGUUCCACUUUACACACGCAGCCGUACCACAUAUACGAAGCCGCAGAAGUAUAAUUCACACACGUAAACUUAAAGCACAUCCCAUGGUAAAAAGAGCUAUACAGCAAACUGGAUUUAGACGAGCAAAACGAGGAUUUAAGCCUAAGAUACGAGGAGUUCCUGUAUCCGAAAUACGUUUAAAGGACCCCGAGUCAGCCAAAUUAUUGGACUAUUCAAAAUCUUAUAGCUAUGCAGAACCUCAGGAUCCUUUAUUUCAAAAAGAAUGGUAUUUGAAAAAUGUUGGUCAGUCUGGAGGAAAACCAGGGCUAGAUUUAAAUGUAGAAAUAGCAUGGGCAAUGGGGUAUACAGGCAAAGAUGUUACAACAGCUAUAAUGGACGAUGGUAUAGAUUAUUUACAUGAAGAUUUGAAGAAUAACUAUAAUGCAAAAGCAAGUUAUGAUUUUAGCAGUAACGACCCUUACCCAUAUCCACGUUAUACAGACACAUGGUUUAAUAGCCAUGGUACACGUUGCGCAGGUGAAGUAGCAGCUGCACGUGAUAACAAUGUCUGCGGUGUUGGUGUUGCUUAUAAUUCCAAAGUUGCUGGUCUGCGAAUGCUAGAUCAGCCUUUCAUGACAGAUCUUAUUGAAGCUAAUGCUAUGAGUCACAUGCCAAAUGACAUAGAUAUAUACAGCGCCAGUUGGGGACCAACAGAUGAUGGCAAGACUGUGGAUGGGCCAAGAAACAUGACGAUGAGAGCUAUUGUCAAAGGCGUAAACGAGGGGCGACAUGGCAAAGGUAAUAUAUAUGUCUGGGCUUCUGGUGAUGGAGGAGCAGAUGAUGAUUGUAAUUGUGACGGUUAUGCUGCCAGUAUGUGGACUGUUUCUAUUAACUCUGCAACUAAUGAUGGUCAAACGGCCGGAUAUGACGAAUCAUGCUCAUCCACUCUAGCAUCAACCUUCAGCAACGGUAAAAGCACACUGAGAGACGCUGGUGUGGCUACAACAGACCUGUACAACAAUUGUACCACGACGCAUUCCGGAACUUCUGCUGCUGCACCGGAAGCAGCAGGUGUUUAUGCCUUAGCUAUUGAAGCAAACCGGGAAUUAACAUGGAGAGAUGUUCAACAUAUAACUGUGCUCACAUCCAAGAGAAAUCGACUGUUUGACCCGUACUUGAAACAUCAUUGGAAGUUUAAUGGAGCAGGUUUGCAGUUCAACCAUCUUUUCGGUUAUGGUGUUAUGGAUGCAGGUGCAAUGGUAGAUUUAUCAAGAAAAUGGAAGCCACUUCCAGAAAGAUUUCAUUGUACUGCUGGUAGCGUUACAGAGAAAAUGGAAUUUGGUACAAACCAACCUAUACAGAUGCACAUAGAUACAGAUGCUUGUUCUGGUAAAUCUAAUGAAGUCAACUACUUGGAGCAUGUUCAGGCAUUCGUCACUCUCAAGUCUACAUAUAGAGGCAACAUUGUUAUGUUUAUAACUUCUCCAAUGAAUACCACCUCCAUGAUCCUAAGCCAACGUCCAAAUGACGACGACCAUAAGAAUGGUUUCACUAGAUGGCCUUUCAUGACAACACACACUUGGGCUGAAAAUGCACGUGGACGUUGGAAGCUUCAAAUAACUCUGGCUGAGGGUAAGAACAACGCCGUAGACACUGGAUCUUUCUUUGAAUGGACUCUCAUCCUUCAUGGUACAAAGACGGCACCAUACGACAAUCAAGUCAGUGAUGAGGAGAAUCACAAUAAGUUAUUCAAGGUCAAGAGACUUCAUGAAACUCUUAAAGCAUGAAAAUACCGCGAAGAUGAAAUAAAUCGCGAAAUCCGAUAAAAAGAAACACAUAAACUUGUUGUUUCUUAAAAAAUAUAUAUAAAGGGAUUCUGAUGAUAUAUAACACACAAGACCAUAACUUUAUUUUAUGGUAAUAUCCAUUUAAAAUAAUAGUAUAGCCUUGUCUGUGUAUAUAUAUGGUGACAUUUGCAGAAGCCCUAUCUAUCCUUAUAAACUGGAUCGAUGUCAAAAUUAUAAAUUUUGACUAACUUGGACAGUUUUAUAAAACUUGUUCAUAAAUAAUUAAGCACUGGUAGUUUUAAUAUAUGCAAAAUGUUUCAGACACGUCUCUUUGUUCAUUCAAUUGUUAACAAUUUGAUUACAAGUUUAUGAACAGAUGCACUCUAGUUGUUAAAAAUCUAUUAAAUGCCAUUUCAACCUGUAUCAAAAUGUUUGGAAAUGUAUAAAAAUAUUUUUGGAAAUUUUUUAUGGUGAUGCAUCUAUGUCUUUCUCAUAGGUUUGAUUGGCCAUACAAAUAAGGAGUUUUAUCUUGGCAGAACUGAUUACAAUUUUAAGGUGAAGCAGAUAAGUUUGAUAUUUGACUGUCGGUAUAAAAAAAUAUUGAUGGCUAUAUUUAAAUUAGAAUGGACCAAUUUAGAAAUGAUGUUGCAUUGAGGGAACAUUAUCUUUUCGGAUGUUUCUGUUUGAUCGAAGUACUAUUUUCGAGAAGUUAAAACUGUGAAACGGCAGAUGGAUAUCUUAAUUGGGUCAUUCACAACGAGGCAUAUUUUAAAGAUUUUAAGAAAAGAACAUGUAAAGCUCAUCAAAAAAUUCUUCCGUUUUAGGACAUAAACCUAUUCUAUUCUCAAAUCUUUUGAACAUUGAUUGUUUAGUUUUUUCUUUUUAUAAUUGUUUUCAAAAGACAACUAAACCAAUUUUUUUUGUGAUAGCAAUGCGUAGUCAUUUAUCCGGACAAUAGAAGGGGAAAUACCAUGGCAUAAACUGCAUUUGCGUGUGUUAUAUAUCCGGUGAUAAAAAAGAAACAGUUGGUUAAACAUAAUUUUGAAAAUUCACUAAAACUUUCAUUUUUCUAUGUUAAUUUUGAUCAAUCAGAAACUCCAACAGAUAAUUCCAGAGAACAAGUAAUUAAUGGUAUCUAUCGUUAAUUCUAUGUUGGCCAAACAUUUAUGGUCACAAUGUUAUGUACGUAUUUCUUGCUUUACAAGGAAGAUUAUCAGAAAAAAUUGAUAUUAAUGUAUAACUAGCAUAUUUAAAUAAAACUAUGUCUCAGUAAGAAUUAUGGUAAUAAUUUUUUUCGAAGUUCUAAUAUUCUUUCUAUGGAGAUUUAAGUAACGAAAGAAUAAUAAGAUUUUGACACAUACGGGCAUUUCUCAUAGAAACGUGGUUUAAUUCAGUUUUUUGGCGCCAAAAAAAAUCUUUUAUGACAUAAUAGCUGAAUUAAUAUAUAUCUAUAUUAAGAUAAAGGUAGACUGCUGGUAAUACAUUAAUUAUCCAGAAAUCGUAUUCAGAAAGAAUGACCCACUUAAUCUGAUAGUCUUCCAUGUAAAUACCAUGAAGAUAUUUUUGGUUACAUUGUGAUAGAUUAUUUUAAUUCUGUGAUGAUAGAACUGUUGCAAAUAAACAAAUAUUGUUUGGAGUUUAAUUUCUUGUUAAUAAAGACAGUAAAACAAUUUA